GCUAUGGAAUAUGAUGAGAAGCUGGCCAGGUUCCGACAGGCCCACCUCAACCCCUUCAAUAAACAGCGUGGUGAGAAGCAUGAACAGGGGCCUGGAGAGGAGGCCCCACAGCUCACCACUGAAGAGGCCGCUCCGGAGCUGUCCCUGCCAGAGCCAGAAUUCCGCUGUGCUGAGUGCGUGAUGGAUCUUGGCCUGUCUGAGGACCACUUCUCCCGGCCUGUGGGCCUCUUCCUGGCCUCGGACGUGCAGCAGCUGCGCCAGGCCAUUGAGGAAUGCAAGCAGGUGAUACUGGAGCUGCCUGAGCAGUCAGAGAAGCAGAAAGAUGCUGUGGUUCGGCUCAUCCACUUGCGAUUGAAGCUCCAGGAGCUGAAGGACCCCAACGAGGACGAGCCCAACAUCCGAGUCCUCCUGGAACAUCGCUUCUACAAGGAGAAGAGCAAGAGCGUCAAGCAGACCUGUGACAAGUGUAACACCAUCAUUUGGGGGCUCAUCCAGACCUGGUACACCUGCACAGGGUGUUACUAUCGCUGUCACAGCAAGUGCCUGAACCUCAUCUCCAAGCCCUGUGUCCGCUCCAAAGUCAGCCACCAGGCCGAGUAUGAGCUGAACAUCUGCCCAGAGACGGGUCUGGACAGCCAGGACUACCGCUGCGCCGAGUGCAGGGCGCCCAUCUCUUUGCGAGGCGUGCCCAGUGAGGCCCGGCAGUGUGACUACACGGGACAGUACUACUGCAGCCACUGCCACUGGAAUGACCUGGCUGUCAUCCCUGCACGUGUCAUCCACAACUGGGACUUUGAGCCCCGGAAGGUGUCCCGCUGCAGCAUGCGCUACCUGGCCCUGAUGGUGUCGAGGCCAGUCUUGAGGCUUCGGGAGAUCAACCCUCUGCUGUUCAACUAUGUGGAGGAGCUGGUGGAGAUCCGGAAGCUACGCCAGGACAUCCUGCUAAUGAAGCCUUACUUCAUCACCUGCAAGGAGGCCAUGGAGUCACGCUUGCUCUUACAGCUCCAGGACCGGCAGCAUUUUGUGGAAAAUGAUGAGAUGUACUCGGUCCAGGACCUGGUGGACGUGCAUGUGGGCCGUCUCAGCUGCUCAUUGACAGAGAUCCACACUCUCUUUGCCAAGCACAUCAAGCUGGACUGUGAGCGGUGCCAGGCCAAGGGCUUCGUGUGUGAACUCUGCAGAGAAGGGGAUGUGUUGUUCCCCUUUGACAGCCACACUUCCGUGUGCACUGACUGCUCAGCUGUCUUCCACAGGGACUGCUACUAUGACAACUCGACCACAUGCCCAAAGUGUGCUCGCCUGACUCUGCGUAAGCAGUCACUCUUCCAGGAUCCAGGCCUCGGCAUGGAUGGCUAG
Molecule: messenger RNA, 1356 nt
Organism: Elephantulus edwardii (Cape elephant shrew)
Lineage: Eukaryota; Metazoa; Chordata; Mammalia; Macroscelidea; Macroscelididae
Gene: DEF8
Product: differentially expressed in FDCP 8 homolog (mouse)
Exons: 11
Coding region: 4-1356 (450 amino acids)
Source: RefSeq, a predicted model, not a curated record